CAGCCGACAUGGCUGCCGAUGCUUCCUCCCGCCCCAGUCCUUUCCUCCCCGGCACAGACCGCCGGCAGGCCAGGGCGUGAAGGCGGCUCCCGACUGGGAUGUGGGAUGAGGGAUGUGGGAUGCCGUCUUGCCCGCACCCUUCCUGCUGCUAGACAGGACCGCAGCAUUGGCGCUCCGGCAGCCCGACGCGCGCCUGUCCCGCGUGACUCGCAUACGCAAUGCAGCCAUGCUUAACGAGCCGACAGUAGCAGCUGCCAACCAGAAUAGCAAAUCCGUGCGACUUGGCACCACUCCAGCUUCCUUGAGGGUUGCAGAGGGAUGGUAUGUUGGAGGGGCCAUCGCUGAUCGCCAGGGACCCAGGGUGAGGAUGAGCCUGGAUGGCUCAGUGUGGGCAGGUCGGCACAGAAGAGGCAGUGGUUCCUCCUGCACAGAUAUUUCUGAAGUUGAUGCUCAGCUUCUCUUUGUGCUCCAGAGCCCGCUGAGCCACUCACCUGCCCGCAGCCCUUUGUGCAAAGCUGGAGAGGCAGAAAGCGCCAGCUGCUCCUGGGGUGUGCAGGGGAGGACUGGCUGCCUGGAGAGGGCAGGGGACAGCCAGCUGUGCCUGCCUGGGACACGCCGUGGGGCGCACAGUGCCGUUGCAGCCUGGCACAGCCCCAGGGGGACCGGCGAGGAGUGCGAGUGGCGCACACGUGCUGCGAGAGCUGUGGUACAGCCACAAAGCAGAAAAAUCCUCCUCUCUCUCCCCCAUCAAAUUAGGAGGAGAGCGCGGCAGAAAGUGCAUUAACUAAUCAAACCGCGAUUUCAAAUUGAUUAUUGCAAAUUGCCAACCAUAACAAUUCUCCUAAUGGCAGUGAUUUGAAAAUAAGAAAUAACAGAACUAGAGCCUCCAUUAGGCCCUGUGCUGUCCCGUCCUCGCACGGCCCUGGCGCGGGCUCGGUGGCUGAUGAGCCGUGGGUUGGCCCCUCGCCUGGGCUGUGCCGGAGCAGGCGCUGGGCUCUCCGCUGGUGCUGCCCGUCCGCUGUGGCCUGGCAGAUGCCGGCACGGGGAUGGGCAGCCUCACGGUGGGAGCACUGCUAUGGCAGCGGGUGGUCCUGGUGCCUGGAUGCGGGCAGCAGCCCUGUGCACCUUCCUAGCAGUUUCCCUGGCAACCAAGUCAUCCUGCCAGCAGCUUGCAAUGUCAGAAAAUAAAACAAGAUGACACCACAACUCCUAAAAAUAAAACCCCCAAAACCCAAACAAACAAGAGUGCCAAACACACACCACCACCACCCUGCAACCCCCCACCAAAAAAAAAGAAACCCAGCAACAUGCCUUUUUGUUUCCCCCACCCCAAACUGCUGGCCCCUUCUUCCCGGCUCCCACCUUGUGUUUUUGCAGCUGUUUGGGCAUGCCCUUGUACCGGGAGGAGCAGAAAGCACCCUACUUUAGAGGCUGCCCAUCAGUUCAGGCAGAUGCUGGAGGGCUGGGAAGCUGGGAAAUGGCUCCUGCCGGAGCUGGGAGCACGGCCCUGGCUGGGUGUUGGGCAGGUUCUUCCACGUUUGCUUCCUGGCUAGCCGGGUGGUUUGGCUACGUGUGUUGGAAGCACCAUGGGGUGAGGGGUUUGAAGGCACAUAACUGCCUCAGAUCCUGAUUUUGGCACAGAUAGCAGCAGCAGCGUUCCCCUGCUGCCACAAAUGUGGUGUAAGCAUCUAUCACUCUUUUCUCUUCCCACUCUCCUGUUGUCAUGGCUGUCCUCAAGGGGCCUUUGUGCUGCCUUCAAUGGACAUGGGACCUUCUCAUGCAAGGGCUUCAGCUGAAGGCUGGUUUACUGAUGGGAGAGCACGCUGGCUGUGUGUUUCAUGGAGUUACAUGGUCUUGUUUUGCUGUGGCACGAUUAGGAGCACCUCCUUAGAAGGCGGACAAGAUGGGUACAUGUAUUAGUGGUCCUCCUGUGCUUUUUGUGUAAUCAACCCUGCUUGCUGCCCAUAACAGUAGGUCCCAGCUCUUGCAUUUGGAGGCAAUGAAUUGAUCUUGUCGGACAAAAUAGUAGAUCAGCUCCCAGAUUUGUUUCUCUUUCAACUUUCCAGCUCUUGCCUGAAUGAAGUAUUUUACUCUAAAAGUGCCGGUACAAAAUCCAGAGCACUCAUUUCCCACCCUGUAUUUCUCUAGAGCUUUGUGAUAGUUCUUCCAAGCAUAUGAGGUCCAACACAUUGUGAAAAGUAGCUCUGGAGACUGAGCAUGACUGAGAACAAAAAAUCAAAUCACUUAAAGCCAUUUAUCUGUUUUGAACAACACACAACUACUUUCUUCGAGUAAUGCUUGUGGUUUUCCUACUUUGAGGAAUGCACAGACAAGGCAUGAGUAUUUUUUGGAUCUGUUCAAUGGGUCAUCAGGAGGACUUCUUCCAUGUACAACUGAACAUGUAGGGACUAGAAAUCUUAGAAAGUGGGAUAGAAAGCUCUAUAGUGGAAUCUGUUGCUCCUAAUAACACCUUCAGGGCUGGACACCUGUGUGUGGGGACACUUGCAGAGUUGUUUUCUACAGGUAAACCCAAGUAGUGUUGGAGAAUUUUUGUUUCUCUGGACAUACUGCCCUCCUUUUUACCUUUUUCUUUCUUUCUUUCUUUCUGUCUUUCUGUCUUUCUAUUAAUACAAAGCAUCUGUCUGCAGGCCUGUUAGUCUAAUGACUUUGACCAGCCCUAGGUUUCUUUUCUGAACCGCUUGGACAGUUCUUGCAGACUUUGCAAGGUAUCUUGCUUGUGUACCUAGUUCCCUUGUGAAGCAAGACAAGGCUUUUCCUUAUGUUAUAAACAGUCCAUCUCACUACUGCUUCGUGUGAUAUAUAACCUAACUUCUAGUUGCUGUAAGGGUUUCCUCCAAGGCACUUUGCUUCCCAAACUUAGUGUUACACUUGCAAGAGUAAAAACCUCACAGCUCCUUCUUUCCAUGGGAGGCAUGGAGUGAAACUAGAGAUCUACUCAGUUCCACAUGUUGAGUAAACCAUGUGCUUGUCAAACAUGUUUAUCAAAUUUGUUUCUCUGUCUAAAGCAGUUUUGCUUUGAUACCUGCUUCUUCCAGUGUUUAGAUCAAAUUCACUAACUGGUAGAGUUGUGUUUGGGAAUAGAGGUCCUUGUUUCAUUUUCUACUGAUGCCUGCCUCUAUUUAUAUUUAAUUGGCUUUAUUAAUCCAGGAGCUCAUAAUAACAAGCACUUGUGUCCAUGUUGUCUUAUAUUCAUGCUAACCCACUGGGGUCGAAUAUAAUCACCUGCCCUUUUGAUUACCAUAAACAUUUGAUGACCUAGCCAUUCCCAGCAGCUGGACAGGUCUUAUCACUGUUCUCGAAGGAGUUUGUUCCUCUGCCUCAGGAACACCUGUCUAAUGUCAAGAAGAUAAUUUCUAUGGAGAGGCUUAACCUGUUUGUACAGGACAAGUUUUGGGACUAUAGAGUUACCAGGUAGGUACGGUUGUUUGUCUCUGUGCAAGCAAAAUAUUUCUAAGAUGGCUAAACCAUUGCAGCUGUCCUCAUCUGCUUAUGCUGAGGGGCACUUGGAGGGCUCUGUCCUCUCCUUGGGUUCAUCAGUGUUCACAGAGGCCUGGGCACCCCCUGCCUUAUUGCCCUCCUCAAUCAGGAAGGGAGAAUGGCAUCUCUCAAGGGGAAGGGUAGCGAACUGGUUUGCUGACCCACUUCUAGUUAUACGUGUCCAGCUUCUAACUGUUACUUUGGGAAGACCAGACGAUUCUUCCAAUCCUGUUCCAUCAAAUACUGUCAUUUACUUGUCACACAGCUCAUGAACUAUGUCCUGCUCUCUGCCUGGAGCUAGUGUGUGCUGCCUCCUCAAGCUCUUUGCCCUUGCAUGCGAAGGAGCACGAGGGCAGAUUCGUGGGGAGCAGUCAGUCCUGGGAGGAUGGCUACCGGGGUCAUCACCACUCUUUUUUCCUUUUUCUUGUAUUCUUUUCCUUCUGCGGCUGUAGAAAGAAGGAAAAAAUGAAGAAGAGAAAAGAUGUGAUGGAAAAUCCAACAUAAUAAAAAUAAAAUCUGAGUGGGGAAGAAUGGAAAAUAUUUAUGAAAAUAAUCCAAAUAGUGUUUUGUUCUGAAUACAGAAAACAAAAAACAGCUUCUUCAUAUUGUGUGUGUUACUUUUUUCUGGUUUUCUACUAGCUCCAUUAAAACCUCAAUAAUGUACAGGAGUUUAUUAAAGGUUUUCAAGAUGAAACUAAGUUUAGUCAUUAUCACUAAAUGGCUCUUUGGUGGGCUGUA
This is a messenger RNA of Falco peregrinus (peregrine falcon), 4236 nucleotides long. RefSeq lists its product as uncharacterized. Bases 113 to 784 code for a protein of 223 amino acids. The record is from RefSeq and is a predicted model, not a curated record. Lineage: Eukaryota; Metazoa; Chordata; Aves; Falconiformes; Falconidae. The transcript is spliced from 4 exons.